Metopolophium dirhodum (rose-grain aphid) is the source of this 3997-nucleotide messenger RNA. It is a transcript of the gene Ehbp1, whose product is annotated as EH domain-binding protein 1. Lineage: Eukaryota; Metazoa; Arthropoda; Insecta; Hemiptera; Aphididae. The transcript has 23 exons. Gene Ontology annotation, molecular function: protein binding. The record is from RefSeq and is a predicted model, not a curated record. The coding region runs from base 497 to 3160 and encodes 887 amino acids.
UCCGUAAGUUGUUGUAGGUACCCUUGAAACGAUUAUAUCACGCUAAUCGGCUAAUGGUUAAUCAGGCCUUAAGGGGAGCAGUAAUUGACGGUAGAGACAACGGUUGCGACUCUAUUGGCCCUCGGUAGAUCAGUUGGCUCUAGUCCCCUUUCGUUUUGCUAAUCAAUUCAUGUUGUUAUCAAUGCCGUGAUUUUCCUUCGAAAAUCGAAAUAACCAAUUGCUUGUUGUCAAUACUCAAUAGGUCGUCUCGAAGAAGGAUGAAUAAAUAAUAAUAAUGGUGUUCAGCGUUUGUUCCGUUGUUCUGCCGUGAAAAAAAAAACUGUAUCGCAAUCAAAAUACGAUGACGGCAAUGGGUGUGUACUUUAGAGAUCGAUUCGAUGCUGAAUUUAUCAUCUGGUUUUUAACUGAAUGGUAAACGAUCUAAAGAACUCAAGAAACAAUCCAAUCAAAUCAUAUCUGCUGAUUAAAAAGAAAGAUAUCCAAUGUGUCAAUAAAUAUGGCUUCAGUGUGGAAACGGCUUCAAAGAGUGAAUAAAAGAGCAACAAAAUUUCAAUUUACAUUAUCAUAUCAUCAAAUAAUAUGUGAAACUACUUCUAAAUGGACUCCAAAUAAAUUGGUUGUUGUGUUAAGUCGCAGAAGCCGUCGUUUUGUCAGUGAAGCAUUACCGUGGGAACCUACAAUGAGAGACCCACUAAGAGGAGUAGUAAUUUGGCCAGUUCCAGAAAAUAAACAACUGUCCAUAACAUUAUUCAAAGACCCUCGGAGUAAUGAGCAUGAAGACAAAGAAUGGACAUUUGCUAUUGAAGAUGUGAGUAAUUUAGGAAAACAUCGACAAAUAGCAGUUGCUGUGUUAAAUAUGAAAAAACACGCCAGUGUAGAUUCUACACAAAGCCAAAUUACAUUGGUAUUUAAACCUACUUCAAAAAAAAUAACUUCUGCAUCUCUUGAAAUGACUAUUACAAGUGUAUUUUUGAGAGAAGGAAAAGCUACUGAUGAGGAUAUGAUGAGUAUGGCUAGUCUUCUUAGCACAAAUAAUAGUGAUAUUGCUCCCCUCGAAGAUUUUGAUGAAGAAGAUAUUGAAGACUCUUCGUUCAAACAAGAUAUGAACAAUGUAUCGUUUAUGACUAACAAAAUUGAACUUUUAACAAAUAGUUUAAGUGACCCUGAAAUUAUUGGUAGUUCUGUUGGAAAUGAUUCUUUUCAACAAGAAGAAGAUAUGUCAGAGAAUACAAAACAUUUCAAUUUAUCAAUCAAUGAUAAUUCAAAUUCUGAAAAUAGUUCUACUUAUAAUAAUCUUUCUUACAUAAAUAAUUCUGGUUCUGGAGAAGGUAUGAAGAACACUCGAGCAUCAUUAAAACCAUUAAACUUGAAAGAUAUUCAUACGGAUAGUGGUUCUAAAGGCACUGAAACUACUACACCUGGUCAAGAUCUACUUGAAUGGUGUAAAGACAUUACCAAAGGAUACCCUGGUGUAAAAGUUACCAAUCUUACAACAUCUUGGAGAAAUGGCCUUGCCUUUUGUGCUAUUAUUCAUUACUUCCGUCCAGAUAUUAUUGAAUUUGAUGCACUAAAACCUCACGAUAUUAGAGGAAACUGUAAAGCUGCUUUUGAUGCCGGAGAACUAUUGGGUAUAUCCCGUGUAAUUGAACCUUCUGAUAUGGGCGUUCUUACAAUUCCUGAUAAAUUAGCUGUUAUGACAUAUCUAUAUCAAUUAAGAGCCCAUUUUACUGGUCAUGAAUUAGAAGUUCAGCAAAUUGGUAAAACAGCAGAUGAAUCAUCAUAUAUGAUUGGCCGAUUUAAUAAUCCUGAUAGGGAUAUAUCUUUUCAAUUAUUUGAAAAAGAGAUUUUUAGAACUAAUGAUUCUAAUGAUAAAGACCAAAAUUCAUUUGGUAACAUUAAAAAUAAAAAAGAUAAUACUGAUGAUCUGAAUAAUGGUUAUUCCUCAAUAGCAUCUACAAAAGAUAAUAUUACAGAUAAAAUUUUAAAUGGUUCAAAAAUUAUUUUUGACAAAGUAUUAUCUCCAUCUAAAGAAAAAUUAUCUUUUCCAAAGGUGAAAUCAUCAAAAUCAUCGCAGAUAACUAAGAGGCAACUUACCGAUCCUUUAAUUUCUAAUGAUGAUACCUUAUCUCUAGUUUCUAGUGAAAGAAGUAAAAAGUUAACAAGAUCUCUAUCAACUAGUGAGAGCUUAAAAAGUUCAAGCUCAGGAGACAGGACUAGUGAACCAAAGUCAUUACAGGAAAACUAUAAAAACCACGUUUCUUCUAAACAGAAUGUAACAACUAAUCGUCAUGUUGAGCUUAGAGAAAGAGCUCGUCAGCUUGUAGAACAAGCCCGCCGAGAAGCUGCUAGACGAUCUGUGCCUCAAUUACCUAGUCAGAAUGAAGAAGAAAGACAGCAGCAGCUAAGAGAUCGUGCUAAAAAAUUAAUAGCAGAGGCACGUAAAAAUAUUAAUGUUUCAACCACAUCAUCUCCAAUUACAAGUCUAAAUAAUGGAAGUGCCCGAAGUUCAGUAUCUCCAGUUUCAGACAGAUCUCAAACUAGUUUGUUCAACCUUGACAAGUCAUUUGAGUCCAGUAAAAAUAGCAGUAAUUUAGCUUUAGAUUCAAGUAGCCCUCAGAAACUGCAAUCUUUCACAUCUUUAUUGGAUGCCAGUUCAUUAUCAAAAGAUACUUUUAAGAAUGAAAUCAAUUACAUUCAAAAUGAAAUGGAAUCUUUAGAACGUGAACAGAAACAAAUUGAUUGUCAAGCUGAUGAACUAGAAGUAGAACUAAGAAGAGUUAUGAAUACAGGAAAUGAUCGAGAACGGGAAGAAUUUCUUAUGACAGAAUGGUUUACACUUGUUAAUAAGAAAAAUGCAUUAUUGCGUCGUCAAAUGCAGUUAAACAUUUUAGAAAAAGAAGACGAUUUAGAGAGAAGAUACCAAUUACUCAUUGGAGAACUUAGAAGUAUAAUUGCAAUUGAAGAUUGGCAAAAGACAGAAGAGCAAAGACGUCGGGAGAAUUUAUUAUUGGCAGAAUUAGUAACUAUUGUUAAUAAACGAGAUGAGUUAGUCCAUCAUUUAGAUUCUCAAGAGAGGGCAAUUGAAGAAGAUGAUAAAAUUGUGAGGGAUCUCAAUAGAUCUGGUCUAAUUCAUCAAAAUAAGAAUUGUGUUGUACAGUAAUACAUAUUAUAUACGAAAAAUUAUUUAAAUAUUUUAAGCAAUACCAUCUUGUAUCUUGUAAAAAUUAUUUUAUUUUACAAUUUUAUUCUUUAAAAUCUUUAGUUUUUUUUAUCUUUGAUUUUACUUAUGUUUAAGUAUUUAUUGUUUUCAUUAAGUAUAUUGUAUACUAUUAUCUUUGAAAUAACUUACAUACAUUUAUACUGUAAAUUGAUUUAUUUUAACUGCACCAAUUUUUGUUUCAUGUUUUAGAAUAGUUUUUAUGAUAUUUUUGUAUCGUUAAUGUCCGUAUGCAUAGUCAAUGUAUGUGUCACAUAACUAUUUUAACAUGUCUUAUGUGACACAUAAACUGACAAUGCAUGCGGCCAUUAGAAUGGUUUUUGUUUAGCAAACAUUUGUUUUAGGUAUAUUUUUGUGAAAGAACAUUAGUAGAAUAUUUUUUAAUAUUUUUUAACAUUGAAUAUAUUCCUAAUUAUGUUCUUACAUAGUUACAUAUUAUGUUGACAUCUUAAUCAUAAAUGUGAAUUAUACUACUACUUGCAUCAAAUGAUAUAUUAAUAAUAUUUUUUGUUAUUGUUUAAAAAUAAUUAAUUUAGCUUAAGUUUAUUAAAAUUAUCUAGUCAGUAGUUCUAUUUGAUUUUAUUUAAAUUAUAGCCAUUUAAUGUCGGUUAGUUUUAAUAUUUAUUCAGUCAAAUUUGAUGAAUGAGGUUUGCUCAAUGAUGUAUUUUUGUUUUAUACUUAAUUACUAACAAUUCAUGAUUUACUUUAAUACAACUUUUUUUUUUACAAUUACUUAUACUUAUUAUAUUAUGUUGGUUAUAAUUAUUGUGUAUUGUAGAA